This is a messenger RNA of Penicillium daleae, 858 nucleotides long. RefSeq names its product alpha/beta fold hydrolase. Bases 1 to 858 code for a protein of 285 amino acids. The transcript has a single exon. The record is from RefSeq and is a predicted model, not a curated record. NCBI's taxonomy places the organism in Eukaryota, Fungi, Ascomycota, Eurotiomycetes, Eurotiales, Aspergillaceae.
AUGGAUACAUCCUCUACAUCAUUCUAUCACAAGACGCCUAACGGCACAAACGUGCAUUUCACCCAAACAGGCAACCCAUCAGGCCCUCUCAUUAUUCUUCUUCACGGACUAGGUGGAUCGACCGAGACAUUCUGGCCAAUUCUACAGUCUCUGUCGCCAGAGAUCAACCGCCUGGCCUGCGUUGACUUCGAGGGAUUCGGCCAAACCACUUUGUCCUCGCCUGACACUACGCUUUCUCUUCCCCGAUAUGUCGACGACCUGGAACAUCUCGUGGCAUCUCUGCAAGACCCUCCUGGGGGCUUUUCCGGGAGGAAGUUGCUCUUCAUCGGCCACAGCCUCGGGGCUAUCGUCUCAAUGCACUACGCCUCGAGACACCCAGAUCAGGUUCGAGGUCUCGCCUUGCUUGGAGCAGGUCGCUCAGUCGCCCACAUUCCGGCUGCAAGAGAGCGAAUGCUAGGUCUAGCGGCCAAGACGCGCACAGAAGGAAUUCAAACUGCAGCGGAGAUAGCAGCUACCUCCAACUUCCCGUUACAAGGGACGGUUGAACCUGAGCUCCGCCAGAGCGUUCGGGAAGCAGUGGCCAGCUGUGAUGCCGAAUCCUAUGCCAGAGCAUGUGAAGCGAUCGCGGGUCUUGAUCAUCUGGAUCCGGAUUACAGCCUGAUCAGUGCUCCGACCUUGUUUUUGGCAGGAAGUGGUGAUAUCAUCUCUCCUCCAGAAAGAUCCGUGGGACUACAGGAGUUGACUGGAGACAAUGCGUGGGUGAUUAUCCUUGAUGGCGUUGGACAUCAGAUGAUUCUACAGAAUUUGGAGGGAUCCAUUGAAGCCAUCGAGACUCUUCUUGAAAAGGUCGACAAGUAG